Molecule: messenger RNA, 20364 nt
Organism: Paramuricea clavata
Lineage: Eukaryota; Metazoa; Cnidaria; Anthozoa; Malacalcyonacea; Plexauridae
Source: the annotation of a GenBank genome assembly
AUGCUGUACACGACCAGGAAGGGAAACUAUGGUUUUUAUUCAGAACAUGCUUCAGCGAUACGAGAUAUUCUUUUGUACAUAUGGGAUGGACUGAAAAGACGUUCCAGAUAUUGCGUUGCUUUGCAUGAUUAUCCUCCAGGUAACCUUGGUUUCUAAUUUACAACAAUGCGAAUUCUCGCGUUCUGAUUGACUGCUUGCAGGGUGCGAUAAUUAAAAUAUUUUAGUCGUACCUGACUAGUACUCCAAUCAUGAUUAUUGCCGCGUACCUGAGCUGGUACAAACUUAAGACUUACACUACUUAGUCUUUGCAAUACAUAAAGUACAUAAUUCAUAAAGUAUACAGCGUUCUAUAUACAAAUAUCCCAUUAGACUAAUCAUAUUUCAUGUCAAGAAAUGUCAGACUUUUAGCAAAAAGUAAGUAAUUAAGCAGAUAGCAAGAGUUCCGCGUACAUACGUGGUACGUGACUGAAGAAAAUAAGUAACAGACCUCAAUAUUGGCAUACAUAGAGGCACCUCGUAAAGCAACUCAAAAGUUGUUUGGAAAAAACGUUUAGCAUAAUUAUAAUUGUAGUCUUUACUUAAAUAUUGAUAUAGAAAUAGGCGAUUGAUUCCCAGUGUCUCUGGGAAUUUUGUUGUAGUAUUUACAACAUUUACUAAGUACAUCACGUCGUAACGGUGUACGUUCACAAAAAUACAUACGUCCUACUGUAGCUUUUGAUCAAGACCACGUCGGAAUUAAGAUAGUGUACUAUAGAUUUGCAGCUAUUAAGAAAAAUGCAUAAGUUUAUAUUUAACCGAUUCAAAUAGCAGAGGAAUAAGUACAGGAAAACGGACAUUUGUAAAAAAUAUUUCCACCAUUUAAUUUUAUGAAUAGCAAAUCCUGCAAUAUUAAUUCCAAAGUGGACGUUAAUUAAUACUGUACAUGUCCGCCAAUUUUUGCACAAGUUCAUGUGAAUGAAAUUCAAGGUCAAAUGUUGCAAGAUACAUUGACGACUGACUGUCGACUUUCCAGCGGCUGCGAUGCACUACGAAUUUAUGAUUUAAACCUCAUUUGUGAUGCUUAGCAACUUUGUCCCUUAGUCUGCGACUUUUGUCUUGCAGCUCAGCGCUCACAAUUAUCAUUUCGUCGUGGUGACAUAAUUAUUAUGGAUGAAACUUACAAUGGUGAAACGCUGAACGCUACUGGAUGGGCAUCUGGUACCAACGACCGUACCAAACAAUGGGGAAACUUUUCUGCUAACUAUGUUUAUGUUGUGCCUGUGGUUUACGUCCAACCUGCUGCUGCUCCUAAACCUGUUGGAAGCAAACCUGCUCCACGUCUAUUCAGGCCACCCUCCCCCGAAGAGCCUGUAAGCAUUAUUAAGAUUUAUUCAAAUAGAAAAGUACAGUAUUUAAGCAAUUUCAACCACAGAAAAUUUUUAUUUGGAAGUUGUUAACUUUAUCAUUGUGACAUUUUUGCCGAUGGGCUGCUAGCUAGCGCAUUGCGUACAAUAGACUGCUUUAGCAAACACAACAUGACGUCAACAAGGACGUGGAAACGGCGUGGCAUGUGGCAUUUUACUUCUGUUUAGUCUUGGACCGUUGGAGUCGUUCAUAUUGUUUUAGGACGGGAUUCAGGGUGUUUUCACGUCCUCCCUAGAACGUCACAAAUUUAUGCUUGUCUUGAAAUCAAUAUAUAAGAGUAUACACCACAAAACCGUCCUAUUUUGUUCCCCAUAUAUUCUUCAAUAUUUGUAGCUGAAUAUUGUUUUGAUUGAUAAGUUUGUGUUCUUAUAUUUCGCUGAGUUUUGGACGCAUUGAUAUUUGGCAAGUAUUUUCAUCGUCACAACAAAACACAAAUUGUCAAAAGCUGAAAUAGAACAACAAGAUUUUAAAAUGAACAAGUAAAACACUUAAACAAGUAAAAACACUUUUCGGCAUGAAAAACAGUCGUCAAAAAAAAUUGAAUUACACCAAUGUAAACUCUGAUAUGACUAUUGAUAUCGAACAUCUUAGAAACUCGAUUAAACCAAAUAGAAACUAAAGUAUAGUAUUUAACUCGUGAACAAUACCUGCAGCUUUUGCACUUUCGUCCGUAUAAUGCGAAAAAAUUACUUGUUCAAAAACAACAAAAUAUAGCACUUUUUAAAAAAGAACUUGUCGAAUGUUCAUAGAAAAUCUUUAGAAAAUACUCAGCCAGUAUAACAGAGCAUUUUCUAGCACAUAACUAGACAAAUAAUUGAAAACGGUAAAGAAAUAUGCAAGCGGCGAAAAAAACGCACAAGACAUUUACUUCUGAAAAGAUAAACCCGAAGCCGCAGAUUCCAAAUGGAAGCAAACGCGAGGUGUAUGACGUCAUUUUCACGUCCUGAUUGACGUCGCGUUGUCUUUGCUAAAGCAGUGAAAUCAAUUAUUUUACUUUACCUGGAACGAUAAUACCCAGUCAUUUGGCAGUUAAAAAGUGAAGCAUUGUGUAAGCAGUGGCGUCAGCCCUCCACGCCAUUUCCACGCCAUAUAGUACGUCAGGUUCAGUCCCUUUAUACGCCAUCACCGCGCUGUCCAUUUCCAAGUCGUAUAGUACGUCAGUUUCAGUCCCCUUAUACGCCUAUCACAAAUCAGCGCGCAUCAGAACGCUGGCUUAGGCGUGAAGUGGCGUUGGCAUUGGCUUCGCGUUCCCCCCCGCAUAAUAUCAUCCCAGAUAAAAGACAUGGAGUUCACAGUGCUCAAGCUGUCUAGUGAUAAGGAAUCGCGGACGUUAUCACUAUUGCGAGAAAGGUUCCAUUCCUGCAUGCAGUGGUUCCCUUCCUAUAUGCCUAUAAAAUUUUGCCUUAGAUAGCUUCACUUGAGUCUACCAAAAUCUGUUGCAAGUAUUUUCUUAGUUGCCCAUGGGUGUCUGGUUUUAAGCUAGGGAUCAAGAAAUAAAGGAAUCAGGAUCAUUACCAUAUCUGCAUUGGAAAAUUAAUUUAGGCAGAAUGUCCUGCAGUAAAUACUAAUCUUUUUUCAUUUAAUUAUUUCCAUUCUACGUACUUAGACCACAACUAACAGGGGUGAGGUCGAUGAUCUUAUGAAAGCGUUGGACACCAAAGAUAUUCAACUGCGUUCAGUUGAAGGAAAGGUGAGUGCCAUGGAUAUGACUGUUUAUUUAGUAUGUUGAUCGUAUAUUAUAAGUGCACGGAUCGGAUCUCAUCUGAGAGAUAGUUUAUACGUCUUGAAGAGUUACCGCCUUAUAUCACCACCCUAAAUUACGUUAAUCUAGUACCCAGAGUAUGCCCGUUCGCAGGUUAGGUGCUGGCACAUCUGCUCUACCGUAUAAUAAUUCUAGCUUAUAAUUUUCUGUAGGUCGUUCAACUUGAAAAUGAGCUGAAUCAGCUUGGCCGAGAAAAGCAGCAUACUGAGUUCACCUUAAGAACCGAAAAGGAAUCCUUUGAAUCCACAUUGGAGAGGAAGGAGACCAUUCUCGUAAAUACUCGAACUGAGCUCGAAGACCUACGGCAGUAUAAUAAUCAAGCAUCUUCGAAACUGUCGGACAUGCAGAAAAAUCUCCGAGAUCAAGAAGUGGAAUUGGAAACGUUACGAAACCAACGUUACACGCAGCUGACGGAAAUAAAGGAUAAAGAAAGUGCUCUUUUCACUAACAGAGCUCGUCUUGUCGAGUUGGAGCGUAAUUAUAGCACAGCAAAUGCUGAGGUGGACGAUCUCCGAUCCCGAGUUCAAGCAAAAGAAGAGGAGCUGUCCAAAAUCAAACAAGAGCAGCAUCAAAAUAUUCUCCUUAUUUCCGAAAUGGAAGGUUCCUUGAGUGGCACUCGAAGGGAAUUGGAAACGUUUGAAAGGCAGCAAUCCGAAGCAGCCUCUACGAUCAAAGAUAUGCGAAAAACACUUGAUACUCAAGAAAGCUCCAUAACAACCUUAAGAAGUGAAAGGGAUGCUCACUUUAGCGAGCUUCAGAACAAGGAGAUGCUGUUAUCCAAUACACGUAGCGAGUUGAUGCGUUUGAAAGAAGAAAACAAUGAUGCAAUUAUUACAAUUCGUGAACUUAAGGAGAAAACACGCGACCAAGAAGAAGAGUUACACGUGCUUAAAUUGCAACGAACUGAGCAGAAUAGUGUAACCACGGCACAAAUUCAAGAACUGGAGCGUUCGAUUGGCGAAAAGAAUAUUAAGAUUUCAUAUUUGAUGGAGGAACGAGAUAAAAAUAUUGAAAAACACCGAGAAGAGAUUCGUGACCUGGAAAGACGUCUUACUGAAGUAAGCAAGCGUAAAAUUGUCGAGGUAUCCAAGCCAGCUCUAAGAGAACAGGUGAGUGGUAUACAAAUUACUAGUGAAAUACUUCUUUCAUUCCACGAAACGUUACAAAACAAGCGGUUACCGAACAAUUUGAGUUACAGUACCUACUUUACAAUACAGCACACAACACGACAAGGCACCGCACCGUAUAAACCAAUCAUAAAUUAAAUUAAGAAUUAGGAUCUACAGUAUAAGAAUACCUUCCUACUUUCUAUUCCUAUAGUUUUUCAUUUCUCAUUGCAAACUGUCUACAAAAUAACCACCUCUUCGCCUUAUUAAGAACGCCUUAAUUAAAUUUGUUAGAUGUUCACAUGAUUAUAUGCAGCGAAUAUAUUCAAUCUUAUUUUUCUUCUUAGAUCCUUAUUACCACCCCGGCAGUUGUUGAGCUUCCCAAAAGCAGGAUCCACACGCUGGAAAUAUACGCAAGAGAUUAUUUCACCGAUAAUAUGACUUGGGUUCAUCAAAAAGUAAGAUCCGUUUCUUGACAUUUUUAGAUGGUUCAUGAAGAAAGAACAUAGCAGUCUGAACCGACACACGAAUAGCAGCAGUUGGUUACGUUUCGUAUAUCAUAUUACAUUCUUUGCUAAACAUUUUCUUAAUUAAAUUAAAGCAUGUUUUUGUGUAGUUUUUUCAGAAGGUUUUAAAUUAAAGCUACUACCAAUACUUUUAAAAGUCAAAUUGUAUGGAUUAUCAAUGCAUCAUGGUCAUACAGUAUAUUAAUGAAAAAAUGUUAAUAUGUGAAGGAAAGCCAAUGGACAUUUCAGAAGCCACGCGUACAUCCAUAAUUCUAAAGAGUAAAACAUGUGUACAGCAAUUCACAUUAGGUACUCAAAGUCACAGCAUGGCUUUUGCGUACAUCAUGAGCAAUAAUUUGAUCUGAUAAAACACAAAAAAUCGCAAACAUUUACCAGACAAUUAUGUUUCGUAAUUCGUUAUUUGACUCCCCGUUAUAGUUGAAGUUCUGUUUUUGUAGGAAGCAAUUUUUCAGCCUCUUCACAAGAUUUUACUCAGAAACCAAGAAAAGAAGGACAAAGCAAUGGAAAUCUUUAGACGUAUCCUUUUUGUUGUUAUCCAUCCCUUAAAUGAUAGUUUAGAAAGUUUCCACGUUAACUUCCAUAACCGGCACCUAACAAAUAAUCCGUUCCAUCGAAAUGUGGAAUUUUGACAGUAACAAUUUUGCAAUAUGAAAAUUCUCAAUAACUGAUACGCUACUGGGCAGUUUCAUUUCGUCCACUAGCCUUAUAUUUAUUUAAAACGUUAAAAGUUUUCAAAAAGUAUAUUUUAAAAAUCGAGCGUCCACAUCAUCGACAUCGUGAUUUACAUGUGAACAGCAGCUGCCACGGCCGUCGCGAAAAGGAUAAAGCAGGGGAAGGGGAAGGAGGGGAGACAAAAAAAUCUUUCGCUGAUAUUACUGUAUAUUUUUCAUUCACUUUUCCGUUAACGUACAUUAUUCGCGAAAUUUUACCUUAAUAUUUUCGUAAAGUUCUCCAAAUAGUUUGCUACAUAACUAUUACUUUUUAAUCAGUUUCCCCUCUUUCAUUUUACGUUUAGUUCUUUUACUUCCUAUACCCAAUCCGUGUUUUCGAUGACCCUUGUACUGUAGCUGCAGGGUUCAUUCAUGUAAAAAUCCUGGUAAUCAACGCUCUAUAUCCCAAAGUUCGAUUUUUUUAAAUCUUUUAAUUUAUUUAGAUGUUUUAAAUAAACAAUACUAGUGAAUAUAUAAACCAAAACGAAAUAAAAAUUCUCAUGAUCAUUACCUCGGUCAUUACUCUAUUGACUUCAAUACUUUCCAUGCACUUAAAGAGGUAUUCUUGGACCAUAUGAUAAGUAAGAAAAUAAACAGGAUGAUAAUAAAUUUAUUAGGCUCUAAUAUUUCGAAUAACAGGCUCUAUAAAUAUUUUGGCAAUUACAUACCCUUAAUUCCUGCCCAGUGAUCUUAAUCUACAUGGAAGAGUUACCUGGAAGAAGCACCAUGUCGAAAAUUCAAUUAACGGACGAAAUAUUCGGACCUGCUUUAGACGAUGUAAGUUAAAAUACCUUCUCUAAGAAACCACCGCUUAACCCCAUACGUGUUAAAACAAAAUAAAUCCAAUGAAUGAAUUUUAAUAAUUUCCCAUAUAGCAUUUGAAUUUCAAUAGUUGUGAUUCACAUAUAGAUGUCGCCAGACUAUAUUUUCAAGUAUCGCCAUGCAGACUAUUGUCAAUUUCUGAAAUACAUGCUCCGAAAAGAGUAAAAGAAAAGAAUAUUGUUUUAAUAGGAAGUGAUUCGAGAUGAAAUAUAUUGUCAGCUGAUCAAGCAGUUAACGUUUAACUCUAACUGGUAGGUAGAUGCGUGUAUGUAUAAGCUUUUGAGUGUUUUUGUCCCAUAUAACUUGCUCAAUUAACUUGUAGCGGCUUAGCCUCUCAUCUCUUUUCCCACAGGACAAGUGAAAAGAAGUGCUGGGAGUUGGUGUGGUUAUGCACUGGCUUAUUUGCGCCGCCGAGGUAUUCACAUAGUUAGAUCAUAGUUAGACCAUAUUCGUAUAGGUAGAUCAAUUCCCUUAUAAUUCUUCCUGUGCACAUAACGCCUUUAUUACCCUUUAUACUUGUUAUUGGGAUCCAUCUUGGUUCAUUCUAUAGUUUAUCUUAGCCGCAUAGUGAAGUGGGUGAGUCCAUCAAGUAAGAAUUGUGGUCCUACCUUGGUCCUUUCAAAGUCAAAACUCAAAACCACAAAAGCUCGACCUCUAAGCGAGUAAACCACGAAUAGGCUACUGUACAUAUGUAAUUUAUAGUUUAACACUCCGUAGUAACGGUUGCUAUGUCCCACAAAUUCAAUAGUAAACCCGCAGAUUCAUUGGGUAUUUAAUAUUUUUAUUAAAUUCACUUGAUUAACAUGAAUGUGUGAACAUGGCCGACAUUACAUGCAUAAACAAUGCCAUAAAAAUAAAUACGUCCAACGUGCUUUUCGUGCUUACAUGUCGAUGUUUCGCGGUUUUCAGAGGACAACUUUAAAUGAAUCGAAUUCCUAAAACUCCUAAAGUACGUGAUAUUAUAUCAUAGCUCAAACCUCUGUUUAUAGCAUGGCCCUUACAAGACACGUGGAACUCUUUUUAAAAUCAAGCGGUAAACCACGGAGUAACGAAUGUUAUUCUCGACUGGAGAGAGUUGCUCAAUUGGGAUCAAGAAGAGCACCACCACAUUACAUGGAAACAGAUGCAGUUGUCGUAUGUACAAACCUUCGCAUUUCUCUACAUACUUGGGACGUUGGUCGUUCAUAUAUUUUUUAAUUCCAAUUCUAUUUUUUAGCGUGACAACUGUUCCAUGUUCCACAAAUUCCUCCUGCCUGAUGAAGAUGAAGUGGUAAGCUUUUAUUAGUGGUGUAGUAAUCUAGACUUCUCAACAAUGGGGGCUCAUGUAUAGGGAGGUCUUGAAGAGUGAACCAUCUAGGGUCUACGCAACACGAUUUCCUACUUUUUCAAAAAUAGCAAAAAUAGCUCAUUUUCAAACCGCGAUAACUCUUCGGUUUUAUGGAGUAAAUUUAUGUUUUAAAGUAUCAUUAUAAAGAGUAAACAUUCCUGAAUUCACUCAUGUGAUUUUAUUUCAGUUCCCUUGUAAAAAAGUACAAUUUGCUCGUGAAUAUUUCAAUGCCACUUUCAAGGUCAUGUUAAUUGAACCAAAACAUGCUUAAAUACAAUAGGAAUUUCACAUAAGUAAGACGCGAUAUAUAUUAUAUAUAUAUAUAUAUAUAUAUAUAUAUAUAUAUAUAUAUAUACAAAAUGAUUCAAUUAUUAAACAAAAAAGUUCUCAAAACAUACCUUUGAGGAAACGAGAUCUUCACAGCAACAAUCGCAAUCUAUUUCAACAGUUUUUAAUCGUGUUGAGAAUAAAUAUCUUGAAUAAUAAUGACCGCACUGAUUUGCGCGUUGCAUUUCGGGAAGACCUUCAUUCCUCCUCUUCACUACAGGCUAGUUCGUCAGGCAGACUACCAUCCUGAACUGAUAUAAUGUAAAAUAGCAUUACUGGUGUGACUUUAAAAUGGAAUAGCUAGAAAUAAAUUGGAACAACUGUGUUCUAACAAUGGCAAAUAUUAUUGAAUUAGCAAACAUUUGUUAUAUUAUCAAAUAUUAUAUAAGUCUUAAUUGAUAAAGAUUUAAAGAGAGACUCGGCCCCCCAAACCAAUUGGGUCUCAGCCUUCUGAGCUGCCCUCUCAUACAACCUGGAUUUUAUCCGUCAACGUUAGUGACAUAUUAUAGAAUAAUUUCCAUAUAGGUAUCAGAUUUCAACCAGAUAUCGGUUGGACAGUAAACUAUACUUGAAGAUUUUUUAUGUAUCUACAUGAUAAAACUUCAUUGGUCAAUCUGUAUGGGGGACGAGAAAAAGACGAGUUGUUGUACAUUCCGCACAGAUUACGUUAUAGCAUGGCCUAUAAAAAACCGAAUUCCCUAUCCGAAUAAACCGAAUUCCCUAUCAUAUUUGUCAAACACACCCAUAUGAAUGCUGGUAUGCAGUCGACUAUUUUAAAAAUAUAGGCUGUUUCAGAGUAGACCAAACGUUGUCUUAAUCAAAACGAGAUCAGUACCAAAUUUUUGCGUUCAUUAUACCUCAAAUAUUCUUUAUGAAAUAUUAAUUGAGAAAACGAAAUGACUCAUGGGCGUAUUCCUUUGAGGAGUUUGCUUCUUAAAAUGUAUGUUGCAAUUUAUAUAUAUAUAUAUACCUAACUUAAUUCAUCAAUAUUUUGUUUACAGAGUGUUGAAGUUGAGUCUCUAUCAAAGCCUCCUAGCAUCCUUCGUAAAAUAGCGCAGAAGUUAAAUUUGAGAACUUCAGAAGGAUUUGGAAUUUUUGUUCGUGUUAAUCAACAAGGUAACAAAAACGAUCAAGAACAAGUACAAUUUUAUUCAGUGAAGUUUAAUAAAACUCGCCACCAGGUAGAAUGACUGUCUAUAGAAGCCCAAAGUUGCGGGUUCGAAUUCAGUUCAUUUAGGUUCUGCGAAACGCUAUUUCAUGAAUUUUAGACUGGUUUUAGGAUAAUUUGCAUGAAAGACACAUAUUUGGUGUAUUUUGUCUCAUGGGUUACACCCGACACCCCAAGUUUCUUCUCACAAUAUUUGUCUAGAAGAAAAGUGGGUAGCUCCCGUAGCUGCGCCCUUGUGAAACAUUCUUUUUAUAUUGACUAGUGUGUUAGUUUACAAUAACCAAGUUUUAUCAGUCAUCUUUUCGCUUGUUAAUUGUUAUACUCUGCCUUUAAGUUAAAUGAAUGCAAAGUCCAUUCGUAUUGCUCUGAGGUGUGCUUUUAGUUAUACCCAAGGAAUAUUAUGUGCUUUUAGUUUUACCCAUACAAUUUUUGCUUUAUUUUCUGUUAGUUUUGGGAAUGGCUGACACGGAGUACUUGUUUGACUUCCUUUGGUUAUUGGCGUCAUUGGGUGAGUACCCGUUGUUAGAAUCGUAUUUUAUAACUCAUAUAUAUAACUAUAAGUUAUUAUAUCGCAAGGGCAGUCCAUAUAGUCGAACGGCAAUAGGAGUUAAAAUGGCUACAUUAUACAAUUAGAUGCACAAAUAAGAAUUUAGCGAAAAAAUGGUAAGAAUGGUCUUCACCAAAAAUGAUUUUGCCCCGAAUUUUAGCACUGGAAUGAAUGGCAACAUUUUGAGUAAUUUUUCAUGCAUAAUAUAGUAGGUUUAAAUUUAGUCUGGUCUAGAUAUCGUUAGAUCAACAAUGAAUUGAAAGUUAUUAUAUAAUAAACAUUAAUAAUAUAAUCUAUUGUCCAAAUUUCGCGAUGAUGUAUUUAAUAUUCUAAAUUAGAAAUUUAUGAGAGUCGAAACGAAAAUUUUAAUUAAAAUUAUCAUGUAGACUUAAUACUAACUUCACCCUUGAUUACAAAAAGCCAGCAAACAUGCACUGAAUGAAAUCAAAGAGAACAAUAUUACGAGACUCGGCAUGGAAUGGACAUUUGCAUAAAAACUAAAUUUUGAUCUAGACCAGUCCAGACAAAAAUUUCAUCACAGUUUGAAAGAGCAUCACAAAAUUAGUAAUAUUCCAAAGUUUCGUUACGAAUUGUUGUAAAAUGCGGAUAAUAUAGCCAUGGGAAGUUUGCCGUUUUUCAGUCAUUUUGUAUUACGCACGGGAAAUUGACAGCCCAAUCGGGUGUUGGGGCAUCAAUUUCCCGUUUGUAAUACAAAAUGACUGAAAAUUGCAAAUUUCGCAAGGCUAUAUUAUCCGCAUUUUACAACAUUUCGCAACGAAACUUUGGAAUAUUACUAAUUUUGUGAUGCUCUUUCAAGCUGUGAUGAAAUUUUUGUCUAGAUCAAAAUUUAUUCUAUAAUGCAAAUGGUCAUUAGAACAUGGUAAUUUACCGUCUUCCACAGGGUGUCUAAAUAAGUGACCCUAUAUAAAUCACCCUUUUGUUGUAACUUGUAUAAGCACCCAAACUUUAAUAACUCUGGGAGUUUAGAAUGCAUUGUAAACGUACGACAUAUUAAAACUGCAUGAAUUGCACAUGGAAAUAGACCUUAUGCAUAAUGACGUCACAACGCUUGAUGCCCGCGAGGAAUGCUGGUCUUAGUAGUCAUCGCCAGGGAAAAGUUCGAUAGUUGCCAUUUUGAAUUGUUUAAUUUCCCCGGGAGAUGGCUACUAAGACCAGCAUUCCUCGCGGGCAUCAAGCCUUGUGACGUAAUUGUGCAUAAGGUCUAUUGUAAUUGAAGUUAAACGACUUAGAAAUUAGUCUCGUCAGCUGACUCAGUUUGAUUAAAAAUGAUUCAACUGACUACAGACAGUAAAAAGUUUUUACUGUUUUACGUGUUGCGUUAAAUUAAUCGGCAAAUAAUCAUAUUCAUAUGUUGAACGAUACCAAAAACUGUGGCAAUUGAUACACCAGGCGGAAAUCUUAGUUUAAAGAUAAAGAGCAGAGUCCAGCAAAUAACUUUAAAACCAAACAUAAUAAAAGUGAAAAAUUAUUAGCUUCCGUUUCGUUGUUUACAAAACAACAUCUUCAGAGCAAUCUAAAUGAAUUUACAGGGUAUGGUAUAUAUAUUUACAAAAUAAUGGUUUAGUAUUACAAAAACGGUUACUUAGUUUGAAAGAACAAAUGAAUAGAAAAAAAGGAAAACAACUUAUCAGUAACUAGUCCCUGAUCCGACGGCGCGAAGCGCCGUGCGAGGGUACUUAUUCCCCCCGGCUAUUUACACCCAGGGAAACGAAAGUAUUAGCGAAGUCUAAAGUUCAUCAAUGAUCGUGGGCGUGGUUCACCAACGGUGUUGGAGUGUUGGGUGGGUGGUCAUCCUCAUUGAUCUCAAAAAUAUGGCGGACUGUCAUGAAUAGUGGACACUGAUUGGUCCAAUUUAAAGUUUGCAUUAUAACGACUGCAUGACGACAGCGAAAUAGCAAACAUUUCUCGAUUUGAUGAUUGAUAAAUUUCUUGCAAAUAUAUUUCAUUUUUGCUCGAAUUUUUUCAAGAUUUUGUAAAUUCAAACGCAUUUUCAGAAAGAAAGGGCGAAAGAAUCGGCUAAAAGAAGGGAGCCUACGUAAACGAGGGUAAAUUUGUUUUAAAUAUUAAUUUUAUAAUUGCUUUAAAACCCGACGGCCUUUGUCGUACAUGAAACAACUAAACAAGACAGCGUAUAAUUUCAAUGUAUCUUUAAUAUUGAUUUCAUUUAUAUUAUAUUGAAUUUUUUAAAUAAAAAAAAGAAAGUAAAUUUAUUUGCAUGCGCGAAUUUGAAAUCAUUUUAUUGCAAACUCAAAGUUUAUUGAUAAAGCCAUUUCAUUAAAGGCAGUUUUAUAGUUUUAUAAAGAACAUUAAAAUGUUCAUUAAAAUGAACAUUAAAGCGUUUUGCGAAGCGUUUGUGGUUGAAUUUUACCUUAAAUUGAAGCUUAUAUUACGUAUAAUAACAUAACUAACAUAUAUAUAUGUUGGGAAAUUGAUAAUUUUGUAAUUAAAAGUGAUAGUUUUAGGCGAUUUUUCAUUUGUAAGAAUAUUCUUAAAAAAUUAUCGUGUUACCUUGACAUUACUUUAGAUACUUCAUGUUCGGAAAAUACAAUGCUUUUGUCAGCAAGGCGAGGGUUUCUGCAUGCAUGUAUUUUCUAGUUAAUUAGUAAAGAUUAAUGUUAAGUGCAUGGUUAGUAUAAGUCUCAGGUAUUCAAAUUAUAACGAUAAGGUAAAUUUCUAAAGGUCAACUUUUUUGGACAGCCUCAUGUAUAAUCGAUUUUCUCAAGGGCGCAGUAUCAAAUGAAUUCGGAAUUCGGGAACUUUAAAAAUGCUUCAGAAGCUAGGAUUACUGUCCUGAUGUGAUCGCUAUAGUACUGUCUGUAGUCAUUACGCUGCUACAUAUUCAAAAUUGAAGGAGCACUCGAAGAACCUUGCUUUACAAAACUCACCAAGAAAUAAAGAUCCUUAAAAUUAAGGAAAAGCAAUUUUUAAAAACAACUAUCAUUCGUCUGAUUGCAUUCAUUGCGUUUGUUUUUAACCUUCCUUAACAUAUUUUCAGCUCGAGGAUUCCCUACGUAGUUUUCGAAAUAUAAUAGUUUGGUACACUACCCUGGAUUCCAGAGCCUUCGACAGUAAAUAAUAAAUUGAAACGUCGCGAAGACUAUGGUUCAACGGUGAGAUUCUUUGAUUAAACCGCGCCAAUCACAAAAUAGAAUUAGUGGUUUAAGUACAGAUUCUGUACUAAAACUACUAAUUCUCUUUUGUGAUUGGCGCGGUUUAAUCAAAGAAUCUCCCCCGUUGAACCAGAGCCUUCGCGACGUUUCAAGUUAUUAUCAGUUACUGUCGAAGGCUCUGGAAUCCAGGGUAUUGAUACACAUGAUUAUUUUUAAAAUAGUAUCUCUGACACGUCAAUCCUUUAAAGUUGUGGUACAGUCCGAUCUGUGCAUGUGCACAAAGGAGCCCUCUUUUUAUUUACAAACAGUUUAUUUAGGUUUUUAUUUCAUUUUAUGCAUGUUCUUACAAAGCUUGAUUGUUGUCUCUUGAUAAUAUAUUAAACUUUAGAAUCAUGAAAAUAUAAAUAGUUGUCGAAUAAAAUUCAAUAUUUUGGAUACCGAAAUGUAAACAAAGCCUUUGUUUACAUACGGACUGUACCGCAUCUAAUUUAUAUCCUACGCUUGCAGAAUUAUCGCAAAACAUUUUAUUUGAUUUAUUGUAUGGAAGAAGAUCUUAAUAUUGGCCAGGGUUGUAUUUCGAAUCUGAGUUUGUGGGACUAGCCUAUAUACUUGUGCGCCUAAUACUGUAUACUGUGAACAGUUGAUUUAAGAACUUGUCUUUAUGAAUGACUUUUGCACGAGUCUGCAUGCGCUUCAAGUGGACACCUAUACCAAUAAUGGCGUUUAUAAACUAAAAUAAAAAUAUGAACUCUUUACUUCGUGGUGUGCAAGUUACAUGAUAACCGCUAAAUUGGAUGAGCUAGAAAAAAAUUUCACGGUUGGCAAUUCAAAUUGCAUCCAACAAGGCGAAAGUCUCCUUUUUUCGUUAAUCCGUUGUGAUUGCUUGCUCAGUAACUAUAGCCAGAACUCGAUGGAAACAAAUUAUCUAUCGAGCAAAUAAUCCAGGUCCAAGGGAAAAAAGGUCCCUAAAAGCAGUGUUUGAAAUUUAGUGUGUUUUUUUCCCCAUUCGUAUACACUCGAGUAGCAGGGGCUUCAAUCUUGAUUCUUAAGAAUGCGUUAGCAUAUUAAAUAUAUAGGGGAUAAAUCCUCCAGGAGUUCUCGAUAAUGCAUCACCGAGAGAAUGUGAAUAUCUAAAUCUUAAUUUGAUGAUCUAAAUCCUCAGAAAGCGCGUGGAAAUGCAACUAAAAUUUUGCAUGCAUUCACUUUUAACUUCCACGUUAUUUCUAUUAUAACUUAUCUGAACAUGCAGCUGCAAAAGUUAGCUCUAAAUAUAUCUGAAUUGAAAUUACUCUUGAACAAAUAUUGGGGGUGUUAUACCCCCACCACACACACACAAAUCAGGUAGCUACGGCCCUACCCCUCCAAUUUUGCAUGCUAGGUUUUGUAUUUACUUAUUAUUUUGGCAAACCUAUAUGACCGAGAUCGAAGACGGUGCAUUAUGGCGCCAGUGUGGUGCAAUAACUUUUGUCAUAGCUAUUAAAAUGCGCCACCGGCUCUUCGUCUCCUAUUGUUACGCGAUUUUCAAUUAAUUAACAAAUGUCCCAUAACGUCCAUAAAUUGUGACUUAAAUACAACCGGUUUCUAGAGAUAUUUACAAUAGCAAAUGGCAGAUGCAAAUAUUUUAUAAUUAAAAUAAAAAAUAGUAAAUGAAAGGAGGUCAUAAAAAAAAUAAAUGAAAAGUUAUUAAAAUUUGACAACAUCAAAAUAAUAAAGAAAAUUAAGAAUAUAUCAUUAAUGUAGGUACGUGGUAUUAAAUAGAAUAGUUUCAAGAGCUAGCAAUUUAGAAAAUAAUGUGCACGAGUAAAUUUGAAAAGUGCAGAUGGAGUUUUAACAAUAUAAUGAAUGCGCGUUUUUAAAAUUGCUCGAGAAUUAUUGCUCUGCAGGCAGUAUAUUAAUAAUGCACAACAAAAAUUUUAAUAAACAAAAAUCAAAUAAUAUUUAUAAGCAUGUUUAGUAUCAUGAUGAAACUUAGAACCUGCAAGCGUGAAGAGGUCCAUUUAACGGUUUCAAAUGGCUUCGUUAUAAACGACAUUAAUAGUUCAUAUACAGCUAUUUCAAUUAAGGUUGUCCCCGAGCCAAGCGGAAAAGUCGAAUAGAGCGCGAAAGACUGCUGGGAAUCCCUAAUAAAUUCAUUCAUUUAUUAGCGAUUCCCAGCAGCCUUUAGCGCUCGUAUUCGACUUUUUCGCUAUGCUCGGGGGCCAACCUUAAAUGAAAUAGCUGUAUACGAUAUUUAUAGAAGACUAUUUUUGACGCGCAGCUUCUUACUACGAAAAAGCCCAAUAUCAAUCGAAGUGAAGUUCCGCAGAUAUAAAGCGUCCUUAAUUAUAAGUUAAUGAACUUGACUCGUUAUUCGAAAUAGUCAACAAGUCAGAAUGCACAAAAAAUGGCAGAGAACAACAUUACGAGAUUCAGCUUCGAAUUCAAGUACACCUAUUCACCCGUAUAUUUGAUAACCGCUUUUCUGGGAACUGCUUCAAAUGCACUACUUCUCAUUGCAUUUAUCAGGGAUCCUUUGAAAUGCUUCAGAAAUUCAGGGACAUAUCUUGUUAUGAAUUUCUCCGUUUCAGAUUUAUUGACGUGUUUAUUAGUUCCGUUUUAUCAACGCGAUAUCGUUAUUACUGGCUCGUAUUCGGUUUUUGAACUUCUUUCUUUAUCUUUUGGGAACGCUUCAUUUGUAGCGAUAGCUUCAAUUUCUAUUGAUCGUUUUCUAUUGGUCGUAUAUCCGUUUAAGCAUCGCUAUUUGAUUCAAAGAAAAAUCAUGGUCUUGUGGUUUUUGAGUAUUUGGCUGAGCAGUUUCAUUCUCCCCAUUUUACGACUGUUCUAUGGCGAUAAAAUGAAGAACAAUCUUGCAGUGAAUUGUUUUGGCAUGAUCGUAAUUGUACUUUCUGCAGCUAUGUACGCUGCUACAUAUUCAAAAUUGAAGAAGCACUCGAAAAAUAUCGCUUUACAUAAUUCAACUGACAGUCGUGCACAAGAAAUAAGAAUCCUUAAGGAAAAGAAAUUUUUAAAGACAAUCAUUCUGAUUGCAUGUAUAGCUUUUGCUGGUUUCGUUCCAUCUGUUAUAUUUUUUCAGCUCCACGGAUCCCUAGGUUUUUCGAGAGAAAGUUUGGUAUCUAACGUUCUUCUUGGAUUAUCGGUAGUGAUAUUUUACACGAGCUUUGCCGUGAAUCCUUUAAUUUAUGUCCUACGUUUGCCGAACUACCGCAAAACUUUUUAUUUGGUUUAUUGUAGAAGACGAUCAUAAUACUAAGAAGCCAUAUUUCUGCAUGGAAUCCGCCGCGUUUGUGGAACCAUUUGCGUUUGGGACAGAUUGACUUUGGAACGUGUCUUCAUAUAAUUAACGGGCAUAUUACUAGGCGUAAAUUUAUGAAUUUUUGAAUUUAAAAUUUAGCAGAAUAAAAUUUUAUCAUCAAGAUGUGACAUUUGACAAAACUUUUUGUUUUAAAUAAAUAAAUAAAUAAAUAAAUAAAUAAAUAAAUAAAUAAAUAAAUAAAUAAAUAAAUAAAUAAAUAAAUAAAUAAAUGGAAUUCCCAAUGCUUUUCUGAACUUUUAAAUGAGGUGACUAAAUUAGUGCAAAAAAUUGAUGGCAAUACAAUUAUUGCAUAUGCCACAUAUAGAUGUAUACAGCUAAUUCAAAGUGAUGGGUAACUUCCUUUCAAGGCUUUUGAUUGGGCAUAUAAUUCUAGUACACUGCUAGUUGUACAUUUUAAGUUCUUAUCAUCUGUCUUGCCAUAGUUACAAUGCAAAAUUUGCACGUUUUAGGCCUAGAAUUUAAGGUUUGAGAUUUUUGAAGGACAACCUUUCUUGAAACAGCUGUAUACAUAUAUGUUCAAACGUACCAUUUGACCAUUAUAGACUCCGAGGACUUCUUUUUGAUAUCACUAUACUAUACAAACCACCAAUACCGAAAAUGGGAUUUUGUGAAUGUUUCCCGACAAGGUUAUUUUGGGUGUGGCAAUACACUUUUAAUUGUAAGAAAUACACUGACUCUCUAUGUGUCUAUGCAUUCGUUACAGGAACACCGGACUCGCCUAAUGGAAUAGACUAUGAGUUGUAUGUGACAAAGAAGGUGUGGUCGAAAACAGUUGGCGGGGAGGAUGUUAUUGCUGACCGCAUUUUUCACUACCACCAGGUUUGUUCCAUCCCGCUUCUUGGGAUAAAAACAUAGAAGCCUGACUUUAUUAAGAGUAAUCUGUUCGGCCACACGCGUUGCAGCAAUGAAAAAUCGCUGCAUUUCCCCAUCAGAAGUGUGAAAACAGUAGAAUAACUGCAAAGUCACUAAAUUAUGUUGCGUGGUCGAGAUGAAUGCAUUCGAAUAUUCUUCUUUACAUUAUUAAUUUUGGACGAUUUUUUAUUAGGAGCUACCUCGUUAUAUUCUUGGCUACCAUAAAUGCUCUCUUAAUGAAGCAGUUGAAGUUUCUGGACUUGCAUACAGGGUUUACCAUGGAGAAAGUGCCCGCCCAUCUGAUGAUUUUCCGUAAGUUGCCAUGUCAAAUAGACUUGUCUCUGUUAAUCUACAACAUUUUUAGUGAAACGGUAUACGUAAAGGUUUUUUUGUGCCCAAUAAAUCAAUAGUAAAGUCCAAUUACUAAACCUUGUUCACGGUCUCACUCUUUACCUAUUUCUUCGCUUCCUUUAGGGAUAUUCUGGAUGAUAUUGUACCCAAGCCUUUCAGAAACAGCAUGUCCGACAGUCAGUGGGUUCAGGUAAUCAAUUACGUGAAAUCAAUAUCUUCCUAGGUAACUGCAUAAUUAGAGUAAUAAAUUGAUCGCCAUUCUCCGUUCAAUAUUGUGUUACUUACUUUAAAGAGCAUCAUGGCUGAGCAUCGUAAGAAUCCAGGCAUGACCAAAGAUGAAGCAAAAGUUGCCUUUUUGAAGAAAAUGCAAUUAUGGACGACAUUCGGUUCUGUAUUCUUUGAAGCACAGGUAUAAACAUUUGUUUUGUGUUGAAUUGUACAAUGGACUACACUUAUAUGUUGGAAUUCGAGGUAUUAUUACCUUUCAUGCAAUGCAAUCCACGUAUCAAAGAUGUACAGUGAACAUCUGUAGCUGGGGGGUCAAUGAAUUUUACCUGAACUUGAAAAGGUUUGAAACUUUACCGGAAGUGUACAAUAACUGCAGCAGACGUUUUCGAAAUUGAUUAUCAUCAUUUCCGAUGCUCAGUUGUAAAAAACUCAGGGGAACUGGGAUUUUUGAAGAUUCAUUUAUGAUGUCUUUUGCAGUGAAUUCGCAGACUGUUGCACAAAAUUGUACACAAAAUAUCGGAUAUGACAAGACACGUAAAGGGAUCAUAUUAUUUUAAGCAAUUAUAAACAUCUUUUUAUUUUUUCGAUCACCUCACCAAUUAUAAUGACUUUAUUGCUCAAAUUUCCCGGAAAAUGUCAAAAUUUUACCUUGAAUUUUACCUCAAACUUUAUCUAACUUUUCCCAAUCACAAUUUCUGGCAUAUUGAGUCACUCCCUAGAUUACGCUCAGUUUCUGAAAUAAUGCAAAGUUUAGGUCGCUCAUGUAGCCAAUCCAUUGAGCUGCCAAUACGUUGUCAGUUUGAGUGAAACUUACGUUUGCUCUUGUGCUUUCUUCUGAAAAUUGUAGCAAGAAAUUAGUCAAGAAUACCCACCAGUUGUCUACGUUGCGAUUAACAAACAUGGAAUUAAUAUUAUUAAACGGGACACCAAAGUAAGUUGAACCGUGUAUAAGCAUAACUAAAAAUUGCUUGUUUUGAUGAAUUGGUGCUGUAACAGUUGCAUUACCAACACAAGGCAAGGUGACAAACACAGAGUUGAAGCAGUUGUAAUCGGUUACUAACUGAUCUGUUUGAUUACUAAUCAAGGAAUUGCUGAAAAAUUACUCCUACGGGCUGAUUUCACACUGGCGAAGUGGAGAUGAGACAUUUGAAGUUAUUAUUGGUGGUACAUCUGAUGGUAGAAGAAUUGUUUUUAAGACGCAUUUGGUAAGGGACGCUAAAUUUUCAGACGCUUGGUCAUUCAUAAGGAUAGAAAGAUUGCUCAAAAGCUAUCCAUUAAUUAUAACAGGUUUUAGCUAAGCUUCCUCCUCAGGACACCCAUGACAAUUAUAGGAGACCAAUGCUUUUGAGCCUCGUUAUCGUCAUUAAUGUCACAUUAACAUAUUCGUGAUAUUCUCGUUAAUUAUAUCACGAAUAAGAAGAUGGUGAAGUCGACUAUAACGCCAAGGUGUAAAUCAUGCCGUUAGUUAUGGUGAUAAAUAUCUUCCUGAUAUAAGUUUAUAGAGCAAGUGAUUAGGAAAGAAAGGUACACUUCUCUCAAGUCAAGUUUUGAUAGCCACCUCUGCAUUUCUUGCCAUUGAUUAUAGCUAAAUACUUGCACGGUAACUCAUCCUCUGUUUGUGAAAGUUGUUAAAUCUCCGGAAAUUUUCUUGAGUCCAACACUGAAUGGGUUUGGACCUGUGAAUUUCAGUACAGUAACACGUAUAGAGUACCAAUGGACAAAAAUAGCGAUGGUAACCAACAUGAAUUACCAAGAAAAUGAAUCGCUCUAAUUAAACAUACAUUUAUUCAGGUGUUUAAGCAAUUCUCUGGUGCUACAGUAAGUAAAUUCUAUCAGCUUAAAGCAACUUAAAGCAUCACUUUAUUUUUCAACAGGAUUACGAGAUGGAUGAUUUGUUGACCUCAUAUGUUGCAUUCUACUCUGAUGAAAGAGAGGCGGAACAGUUGAAUGCUUUGUGGUCGCAAACAGUCAGGUAUUUUGCUCAUACUAUAGUCGACCGCGAGAAGUCCCUCGAGAUCAGGAGAAAGGAGGGACUACCGACUACACAUCAAGAAACGAAAUAUGCGUUGCCCACACAACGCAAAAUUCCCAUUGUUCGAAAUCGAUGUGCCUGUCAAUCAAAUCUGAUAUGGAGUAAUUACGCUAUAAAUAAUUUCCAGAAUGAAUGUUGAUUUUAAAAAUAAACAUGACAUUAACGGUUCCUAUUGGAUAGAUUUAGGAGUCUUUGCAUAAACAAUACUUAUAUCUAAUUAAAUCAGUCUAGCUCAUACAGCUAUUACAGUUAAUAUUAAGGUUGUCACGAGCAAUGGUCAAAUGUGAAAGCCAGGCGCCAAAAGUGUAAUCGAAAUAAUAUAUUUUAUAGGAUGAAAUGUUAAUCAUGUGUACCUCUGGAAAUUGAAAACACAAAUUGGCUACCUAUAAACAGCUAAAAAUAUUAAAAUUGUUAUACCCAUCUUGCUGUUGGCGCUCGGAAUGUAUACAAAUGACUAUGAUAACCUUAAUUGAAAUAGCUGUAUACCUGUAGUUUUAAACAUUUGAAUAUAUGAGUUGAUAUGUCCUUCAGGAGUUUGUAUAUCCAGUCUGAUACAGAUAUAUGUUAUAUUAUGCUUUAUCUAUUACUCAAAAUAUCAAAUAUACAUGAAAUGGCCACAAAUAUUAGGCAAGUGGUAAACAUAUAACUAUACGACAUACUAACAGUUGGUCUUUGUUCUUCUUUCCUUUUCAGAGAGAUUCUCCGAAAACAGAUUACCGUUCCCCAGGAAAAUGGCAUUCAUAUUAACCAUCACUAA